CAGGUAUGAAGUGGCUCCCAGUCUUGCGGUUCAGCGGCAGAAGAAUUAACAAGAAGCAGGGCGGACCUACCUACCUUCCAGAUGUCUUUAAACUGACAUAGUUGACCGCGUCGUUUCUCCCCCAGGCUCAGCAUGAGACUCACCAACAGUACGGUUCCAGUCUAUACUGUGUCUGGUUCGUCGACUGCUCGCAGUCUCCCGGACUGGCUUUCGCAGCAGCAAAAACGCAAGAAAGACCCCGAAUAUGCCAACCGCGUCGAACUGUUACAAGACUUCGAGUUCGAAGAAGCUAGUCAAUGUGUGCGGGUUAGCGAAGAUGGCGAAUGGGUCAUGAGCACCGGGACAUACAAACCACAAAUCCAUACACAUUACCUGCCCAAUCUCGCGCUUUCAUGGGCAAGACACACCAAUACCUUGAACAAGACAUUCAUCUUCCUCUCGACCGACUAUUCGAAGUCUGUCCAUCUGCAAGAGGACCGCUCCCUGGAGUUCCAUACGCCAGGCGGCUGCCAUGAUUCACUACGAAUACCGCGGUAUGGUCGCGACCUCGCGUAUGACCGGAACAGCACCGAACUGCUGGUACCCGCCGUCGGCGUCAACACGAAUGGUAUGGGAGAGGUGUUCAGAUUCAAUCUUGAGCUGGGAAGAUUCAUGAAUGAAUUCGAGGUAGAUGUCGGAGGCGACGACCUGAACUCCAUGGGCGGUGGUGCAUUACAAGGAGGUAUUGGGGCUGGCAGUGUUAAUGUCGCCGCUGUGGCAGAAGGCAGUCAUAACCUGUUAGCAUUCGGCACAUCCCUGGGCACGGUCGAAUAUUGGGACACACGAUCAAGAGCUCGAGUGGCUACCCUUGGUGUGCCUGCGGACUUUGAAGGACGGCCAGAGGUGACGGCCCUUGACUACCAUCGAUCCGGCAUCAACAUGGCUGUCGGAACUUCUUCUGGUCUCAUUUACCUUUACGACUUGAGAUCCUCACUACCAACUUUAAAGAAGGACCAAGGCUACGGUUAUCCAAUACAGUACGUGCAGUUCUUGACGCAAGGCAUCAGGACUCGAGAUUCUAUUGGGGAGCCCAAGAUCGCCUCAGCAGACCGACGGAUAUUGAAACUCUGGGAUGAGCGUGACGGGACACCAUGGACUUCAGUAGAGCCAACGGUGGACAUCAACUGUGUUGCGUGGUGCAAAGAUAGCGGGAUGUUUCUAACGGCCAAUGAAGGUCGACAACAACAUGCCUUCUUUAUCCCCCAACUUGGGCCGGCUCCAAAGUGGUGUUCAUUCCUGGACAAUGUUGUCGAGGAGAUGGCAGAAGAUCCAAAUGACCCGUACGCCUUCUCGAAAUCAAAGAUAGGCGAGGUGUACGACAACUACAAAUUCCUCACACCGCCUCAAUUGCGCAUGCUCAACCUAGACCACCUCGUGGGCAAGACGAAUCUUCUCCGACCUUAUAUGCACGGUUUCUUUGUGGCUCAGGGGUUAUAUGAAGAGGCAAGGCUGAUUGCAAACCCGACCAGCUGGGAAGAGGAGCGGGCGAAGCGGGUCCAAGCGAAGAUCGAUAAAGAGCGCGAAAGCAGAAUCCGCGGCAAGAAGAAGAUCAGUGUCAAAGUCAAUCGAAAAAUGGUGGAAAGAAUUCUUGAACGCGAAGAAAAGAAUGAAAGGCGACGCGCUCAGAGGGUGCUGGCACAGGGAGGUGAUGAGACAGCUGCUGCGGAGGCCAACCAAGUCCUCUCUGCUCAGGAUGAAGAAAAAGGCCUUCUCGCAGAUUCACGUUUUGCCAAACUCUUCCAAGAUGAAGAUUUCGCCGUGGAUGAAACCUCCAGAGAAUUCCAGCAGCUCAACGCUAGCACCAAGGUGACUGCGUUGAAUCACGACCAAGAAAAAGGGCUGACCGCUGUCGAAGAGGAAGCAAUUGAUGAAGUUCCUGGGUCAAGUGACGAGGAUCAGACAGAUGAGGAUGACGGUCCCUCCAGAUACAAAACGAAAGACCGAAUAUCAACGGCUGAUUACAAACGCCGCCCAAACAAGAAACAGAAAAGGAAGGGCGAUCAAAUGCAAAUGCGAGUCACGUCUUCUACGUCGAAAAACGCUGCCAGAAUGCCCCAUGAUCGCUCAUUCGGUUCUCGGGCGGACAGCUUUCGGCCUGUCGAACGAGCAAAACGAAGAACCGGUUUUGGUGAUGCCGUGGGUGACAAGGUCAUCUCUUUCGAUCCGACAAAGAAAUCAAAACGCGCAGACAGCGCUAAUGGUGGGAUUACCAGGACAUCGAGAGGUCAAGAUCGGAGAAGCGCAUCAGGCAAUACGUUCAGGAGGAUGUGAUCUCGAUGAAUGCUCCAAGAGGAAUGCCAAAUGGACGGUGGCUUUCACGUGGCGGGCUUUAAGAUCAGGCCCAAGUUUUCAUUGCUUCGAUGAUUUUGCCCGACUGUGUCACAGCACCGAAGAUUCCCCCUUCCAUUUUGACAGAAUCCAAUGCAAAUUGAUGCAGCUUUGGUGUGGCUGCAGCUGUGGCGUCUUCUAGUACGACACAGUCAAAACCGCGGUCAUUCGCCUCCCGCAUGGUAGUGGAAACGCAGACAUCUGUCGUUACGCCUGUCAGGACCAAGUUCCUGAUGCCACGAAGCCGCAGGAUAUGCUCAAAAUCCGUAUGAGCAAAUGCACCCCUCCCAGGUUUAUCGAUGAUGAUCUCCUCGGGUAACGGGGUCAACUCGGGUACCACAUCGUGACCAAUUUCUCCCCGAAUCAAGAAUCUGCCCAAGGGUCCUUUGUCGCCGAUUCCCAGAUGUCGAGGGUUGUUGCGAGACCGGAAUCGUUCUCGACUUGAUAAGGUAGAGAGGUCUGGCCUGUGACCUGCAGGAGUUUCAGCAGAGCAUGCCACCGUCUCAAUUACCUAGAUGCGAACCUUCUCGAGUGAAGAAGACCGGAAACGAGCCUUUUCGCGCGGUAGAGAGAAGGGCGUGAAUGGCCGGGAUGAUGGCACGGGCGUCUGCUACGUCGUAGCCUUGGCAGUCGAAAUAUCCGCCCACUUCGCAGACUGCAGUGAAGAAAGGUCAGCGCGGCACUUCUAGCAGCCUACUGGGCAGUCAUCCUACAGUCCCGCUGCAUGUCGAUGAUGACCAAGGCGGUUGUUUCGGGAGACAGAGAAUGAUCAUGCGGGUAGUGGUAAGGGUCUGCCGGGACCUGGUCCCAGCGAGAGACCUCUUGAACCAUUGAAUGCGAGGAGGUAGCGAGUGAAUAUGGGAGUUAUCAAUAUGACGAGUCUAGCAGUUCCACGAAGCACUGAGAUGUAACAAUAACACUGAGGAUAGAGUCCAGUGCCGAAAAAAGAGAAGCACAAUCUUGAGACAUUAUUGGGCGUUGGGAUUUUUAAUGCCAAGACUUGUUUGGAUAGUCA
Molecule: messenger RNA, 3382 nt
Organism: Cladophialophora immunda
Lineage: Eukaryota; Fungi; Ascomycota; Eurotiomycetes; Chaetothyriales; Herpotrichiellaceae
Exons: 1
Coding region: 133-2310 (725 amino acids)
Biological process (GO): maturation of SSU-rRNA from tricistronic rRNA transcript (SSU-rRNA, 5.8S rRNA, LSU-rRNA)
Cellular component (GO): 90S preribosome; small-subunit processome; nucleolus
Molecular function (GO): protein binding
Source: RefSeq, a predicted model, not a curated record